Molecule: messenger RNA, 1596 nt
Organism: Eruca vesicaria subsp. sativa (arugula)
Lineage: Eukaryota; Viridiplantae; Streptophyta; Magnoliopsida; Brassicales; Brassicaceae
Source: the annotation of a GenBank genome assembly
AUGUCAGAGCACCAAUCCGAAGAAGUCCAGCAGAUCGAGAAGCUCUACGAGUUCAGUGAGCGGCUCAACGCCUCCAAGGACAAGUCUCAGAAUGUUGAGGAUUACGAGGGGAUUAUUAAGAUGUCGAAGACGAGUAUGAAGGCGAAGCAGCUUGCGUCGCAGCUGAUUCCUCGCUACUUCAAGUUCUUCCCUACUCUCUCCACUCAGGCUUUCGACGCGCAUAUUGACUGUAUCGAUUAUGGAGAACUUGGGGUACGCGUUCAGGCUAUCCGGGGGCUCCCACUGUUCUGCAAGGAUACUCCGGAUAUUAUAUCUAAGAUUGUUGAUGUUCUUGUGCAACUUCUAAAUACUGAGGAAACUGUGGAGCGUGAUGCUGUGCAUAAGGCUCUGAUGUCACUGAUACGACAGGAUCCAAAAGGUAGUCUAAUUUCCUUACAGUUGUUUUGUGUGUUUCCACUUAAAGGGGAACUUUUAAAGCCUCAAGAGGAAAUGGAGAGAUGUAUAACAGAUCUAAUUAAACAGAGCCUAGAAGAUGUAACUGGAGGAGAAUUUAAAAUGUUUAUGGAUUUCCUGACAAGUUUGAGUAUAUUUGGAGGGAAAGCUCCUCAAGAAAGAAUGCAAGAACUUGUGGAGAUUAUCGAAGGACAGGCUGAUUUGGAUGCACAGUUUGAUGUUUCAGAUACAGACCAUAUUGACAGGUUGAUAUCAUGUCUCCAAUUGGCUCUUCCCUUUUUUGCGAGAGGUGCUCCAACCAGCAGGUUUCUCAAUUAUUUGAACAAACAUAUCAUACCUGUUUUUGACAAGCUCCCAGAAGAGAGGAAGCUUGAUCUGCUCAAAGCUCUUGCUGAUAUUUCCCCAUACACAACUGCUCAGGAGGCAAGGCAGAUGCUUCCUUCAAUAGUUCAGCUUCUAAAGAAAUACAUGCCCGCCAGGAAGACUGGAGAGGAAAUGAACUUCACGUACGUGGAGUGUUUGUUGUACGCGUUCCAUCACCUUGCCCACAAGGUUCCAAAUGCAACAAACAGCUUGUGUGGGUAUAAGAUUGUGACCGGCCAGCCAUCGGACAGACUGGGUGAAGACUUCUCGGAAUUGAACAAGGACUUCACUGAGAGAUUGACCACCGUUGAAGAUCUAACUAAGACAACAAUGAAGAAAUUAACUCAGGGAAUGACUGAGCACAACAAAGCCAUGUCGGCUGCUAAGACAGAUGAAGAGAAGGCAACAGUUAAAACAAAGAAGCAGAAUACUACAACUGGACUUAGGACCUGUAAUAACAUAUUGGCGAUGACAAAGCCACUGCAUGCAAAGGUGCCUUCAUUUAUCGGAGAUACUAAUAUCAACCUUUCUUGGAAAGAAGCCACAAAGCCGUUACCCUCUGCAACAACAACAACCACAAUCGGAGCAAAACGGCCUGCUAAUAGCAACACUGGAAGUGGUAACAAUGUCGCAGCAAAGAGGGGACGUGGUUCGAGCGGUAUGCCAAACCAGCUUGUGAACAAGGCUUUUCAGGGAAUAUCAUCCCACGGUGGUGGUAGAGGAGGAAACCGAAGACGCGGAGGUGGUCGCGGGAGAGGACAAGGAAGAGGUCAUUGGUAA